ACCUGACUUUCCCUGAAAAGUAAUCAUAUUUUUAAAAGCAACAGCCAUGUUGUUGGAAAUUGGUUUGUUAAUUGGUUGUAAAAAAACAAUACAUCCGCGAGUAGUCAUAACAAAAUCGUUUCUUGUCUCGAAGGAUCAAUAUUAUCACCUAUUGGCAGCUGAUUCAAUGCAGACGGAGAACAGCGCCCUCUGCUGUAUAAAAACCGACACGAGUCGCCUGUGGAAACGUCAUCAUAUGGCGACAACAUUUUUAUUCUAAUUAUUUUCAUCGGAAAUAAAGCCCCAUAUGUGUUCAUUAUAUUCAGGAACGUGAGCUUCUACAUAUAAGAAACUCAUUUGACUAGCAAGCUUUAUCUUAAAAUAGUAAUUUUCUAUUAUCCAUAGGUUAUCCAAAAGAAAGAAAGACCGGAAGUCAACCCUUCGUUUGUAAACACAUGGCUUGUAGUCGUGUCUGAUGCUCAAUUAUGCCAAAACUCUUUGACAUAAAGUUUCCAGGAGAAUGUAAGACUCUUCCCGAAGGCUUUUGGUCGGCCGUGGACGUGUGGAUAAAGAAACCUCACGUCGUAAACAAGCGUCUUUGCGGAACGAAGGAGACGGAGAGCAAAGAUGUGGGCGAGGAGGCUCUGCUCUUCCUGCUGGAUGACCCCGAGCUCCUCCGCGAGGUGCUUUCCUUCAUCACCAGCAAGGUCCCACCGGCUCAGGGGCACGAAAAGGAAAGCCCCUGGUCUUCUACUGUCAGGACCGUCAUUCCCAAAGUAAACAGUUACGGGACCAAUCUGCACAAAGAGGUCGUACUCAAAGACUUUGGCAGACAAGUCGUGACCUUUCUUCCAUUUGAAGAGGAUUCAGAAGGACGGGUGUCUCUGAAGAGGGGCAACAUUUACCAGUUCCAGCUCCUCCACCGGGACUGUGAGGGAUGGGCCCUGGAGCUGCACGCUUUGGCUCCGGACGAGUGGCUCUCUGACGGCGUGGUCUACCCGAAGCUGCCCUGGCUCUCCGCCGACCUGCUGCCCAAACUGGUGCGCUGGGCCACCGAGUGGAAGACCAGCGAGUUCAAGAGCACCUUGUCCCUGCUGCCGGUGGAGAAGUACAGCGUUAUGUACCAGCAGCUGAAGGAGAAGUACAAGGCCAUGGUGAAGAUUUGGCCCGAGGUUACAGAUCCCGAGAAAUUUGUCUAUGAGGAUGUUGCCAUUGCUACAUAUCUCCUUGUGCUGUGGGCCGAGGAGCGAGCGGAGAAAGGUCUGACCGGCAGACAGUCCUUUGUGGACCUGGGAUGUGGAAACGGGCUCCUGGUUCACAUUCUGGCCGGGGAAGGGCAUCCCGGCAGAGGCAUCGACGUUCGCAGGAGGAAGAUCUGGGACAUGUACGGCCCCCAGACUCUGCUGGAGGAAAAGGCAAUUACUCCCAGCGAGCGCUUCUUAUUCCCGGGCGCAGACUGGCUGAUUGGGAACCACUCGGACGAGCUCACACCGUGGAUUCCUGUCAUAGCUGCCAGGUCCUCUUACUCCUGCCGCUACUUCGUCCUCCCCUGCUGCUUCUUCGACUUCAACGCAAAGUACCAGAGACGCCAGUGUAAGAAGUCUCAGUACAAAGAAUACAUUGACUUCAUCGCGGAGGUGAGCCAAGUCAGUGGCUUCGACACGGAGGAGGACUGCCUGAGAAUACCGUCCACCAAGCGGGUGUGUCUGGUGGGGAAGUCGAGGAACUACCAGCCGUCCGAGGACGCCGAGGCGGAGCGGCGGAGAGCUCGCUACAUUCAGAGCCGCCGGGCCGCCCCCGGGGACGACGGGGGCGGUUGCCAGGGAAACGGAGAAGCCGACGGGGACCCCGGCGGCGGCGGCGGCGGCGGCGGUUGUUGGGGGGCGGGCUUCCGGCCCAGAGAGAGGGUCGAAGCGGUUCGGAACUGCGCCGCUCUGCCGCGGGACUUUGUGGACGGCGUGGUGCUGCAGGUGGCCAACGUCCUCCUGGGGAUGGCUGAAGACGACCCCGGUGCGACCCCCACCGGAUGGAAUCAAGGAGGCAGCCUCUCUGUGAGCGAGGUCGCCGGGCUGUUGGUGCAGGAAACCCUGCAGCUGCUGAAGAAGGAGUGCGGAGGCCUCCAGACGCUGCUCAAGAACAACCACCAGGUCUUCAGAGAAGGAGGGAGGGUGUACAUACGAGACUGGCGGGACGCGGCGGCCCGCGGGGCGGACACCAGGAGGAGGCCCGUCGUCUCCGGGGCGCUGAAGACGCGCCACUGCUGGUUCUACGACCACCACCCUCAGCGCUGCCCCCUGCAGGUCGAGCGCUGCGCUUUCGCCCACGGGCCGGACGACCUCCGACCCUCCACCCGGCCGCUGAAGAAGAUGAGGAAGGACGCCUCUUGAACACUUGAUUUGAACGCCUUUUAUUUAUCUGAUUUUUGAAGUUGAGCAUCUACUAAUCUUCUUUUGUCUUUAUUUUUUUUAUUUUUUAUAGAAUUGUACACAUAGAUUAUCUUUAUUUCAAAUUUUCUAAGUUAGCAAUUCUUUAUUGGACUUUUUUCUUCUUUUUCCUGUCCGGACAUUUUUUUUUUUUUUAAACUUUCCCUUCCCACCGCAGCCAAACUUUUAAAAAACAGCCCCAUGUGCAUCACUGGGACACUUCAUCCAGCUGGGACAGGUGCUCUGAGGUUCACAGACAGGGCGGGGGGAGGGGGGGCGUUUGAACACAGUAAAUGUUAUCGGUAUGAAUAAUUUGUUAGCAGCAGACUGGGGGGGUGAGCUGCUGUGCCUUUGGCUCAAAUGUCAAAAACCAGCAAAGCCCCCCCCCCCUCCCCCCCUUGGGACUGCACCUGUCUCAGGUGGUUUAAAAUGAGCCGUUUUUCCUGACGUUACGCGACGAGACGUUUUGCCCUUUGUAGCCGCUAAGCUGAAAGGGGCAACUUCGCCCAAAUGACGAGAAACAACAACAACAACAACAACAACAAAGCUCCUUCAAUGGGAGUCAUCAUUUUGACUUGUCAACUUGAGAUGGUGUAUUUUGACUCAUUUUCUUCCUUUUGACGUAGUGUCUCACAAUUUUGACUAAAACACGACGGCAUAUUUUGACGUCUCAGAUUCAGCAUCUCAUCAUUUUGUCAAAUAAACAAACAAUGAACAGAUAAAGUA
Messenger RNA from Pungitius pungitius (ninespine stickleback), 3128 nucleotides. RefSeq names its product tRNA methyltransferase 44 homolog (gene trmt44). Lineage: Eukaryota; Metazoa; Chordata; Actinopteri; Perciformes; Gasterosteidae. Bases 465 to 2366 code for a protein of 633 amino acids. The record is from RefSeq and is a predicted model, not a curated record. Gene Ontology annotation, molecular function: metal ion binding; tRNA (uridine) methyltransferase activity. The transcript is spliced from 11 exons. Gene Ontology annotation, biological process: tRNA methylation.